This is a messenger RNA of Tilletiopsis washingtonensis, 2827 nucleotides long. RefSeq lists its product as hypothetical. Lineage: Eukaryota; Fungi; Basidiomycota; Exobasidiomycetes; Entylomatales. Gene Ontology annotation, biological process: conjugation with cellular fusion. Gene Ontology annotation, cellular component: mating projection tip. The record is from RefSeq and is a predicted model, not a curated record. The transcript has 2 exons. The coding region runs from base 442 to 2562 and encodes 706 amino acids. Gene Ontology annotation, molecular function: protein binding; phosphatidylinositol binding.
UCCCUCCCGCCUCAUCCUCCAGCUCUGCCUCGUGUGCAGCUCUCUUUCAUACCUCGCGCCUCUCUCUCACCUAUACCUCGCUCGCCGCGCACCUCUGCGCCGCUGCCUGCUCGUCUGCGCCGCCGCCUCGCCGCUGCGCAUCCGCACGCACACUCGUCUCCACGCCGCGCCGCACUCGGCCAGCUCGCACGUAGCCCGAGUGCUCUGCAGCAGCCAGCAGGAGCGCAUCUCUCUGCGCGCACUGCAUCCGCUGCGUCUGCGUGUCUCGCUCUACGCGCGCACCGCCUCGCCCGCUCGCUCGCCUCUGAGCCGCACAGACAGACGGCCGACAGCACCUUUCCGCUGCGCCACGUCUGGGCCCGCUCUGCCGCACUCUGAGCAGCGCCUGUGCGCCCUGUGACUGCUGCUGCCGCCGCUGCUUCCAGCUGCCAGCCGCCGGCCAUGAAGGGUCUCAAGGACUUCCGGCGCUCCUUGAACAAGGACCGCACCUCGGGCGGCCGGCCCGGCGCCUCGGCGCCGCCGACGUUCACGGGCGUCAAGAACGCCGUGUCCAUCCAGCCGCCCAAGAAGGUGAUCCGCGCCACGCGCGACUACCGCUCGCGCGCGCCACAGGAGCUCAGCUUCCACAAGGGCGACUUCUUCCACGUGCUCUCUGACGAGGCCGGCAACCCGGACUGGCUCGAGGCGACGAACCCCAUCACCAAUGCGCGCGGCCUCGUGCCUGCAGCCUACUUUGACGUGCUGACAAACAACCGGCCGCCGGGCGCUGGCGGCGGCGGCGGCAGUGCGCUCAGCUCGCCGACGCUCGGCGCGCCGCCGGCGGGCAGCAUGGGCGCGCGCAGCGGUGCCACCUCGCCCGCCGUGACCGCAAAGGGCGGCGGCGGCAUGUAUGCCAUCGUCAAGUACGACUUUGCGGCAGAGCGUGCCGACGAGCUCGAGGCAAAGGCGGGCGAGUCGAUCAUCGUGAUUGCGCAGUCGAACUUCGAGUGGUUCGUGGCCAAGCCCAUCGGGCGUCUCGGCGGGCCAGGCCUGAUUCCCGUGGCGUUUGUUGAGAUCAAGGAUCUGACAACGGGGCGCGUCGUCGAGAACGUGCAGGAGCUCAUCGAGAGCGGCGCUGUGCCAAAAGUCGAGGAGUGGAAGAAGAUGACGGCCGACUACAAGAAGAACACGAUUCCGCUGGGCCGCUUCGACUUCCAGGGCGCGGCGCCCGUCAACGACUCGCCGUACGGGCAGCCAGCGCCGGAUCCGCCGAGCAAGGACUCUGGCUACGGGCAGACGCAGCACAGCGAUCAGCUGCUGUAUCAGCAGCAGCAGGAGCACCAGCAGAUGAUGGCGCAGCAGCAACAGAUGCAGCAGCAGCAACAGCAGCAGGGCCAGCCCGAGCUGCCGCCAGGCAUGCCGCCGGGCGAACCGCUGCCGGCGGGCAUCGUCACGUCGGCCACCGUCGACUCGUUCCACUACGAGCAGGGUGACUACUGGUUCCGCAUCCAGGCCGCGCACGUCGCAGGGCCCAGCUCGUCUGCGCCAACAAGCGUGCCGCGCGCGCCGGCAGGCGAGGAGCGCGACCUGAUCCUGUACCGCCUGUACGAGGACUUCUACGAGUUCCAGAUCGCGCUGCUCGACCACUUCCCUGCCGAGGCGGGGCGCGAGGUGGAUGCCAAUGGGCAGCCGAGCGAGCGCAUUCUGCCGCUGAUGCCCGGCCCGCUCGACACCGUCGACGAUGUGAUCACCUCGCAGCGGCGCUACGACCUCGACGCGUACAUCGUCGAGCUGUGCGCGCUGCCGCAGUACAUCCUGCGCUCCGAGCUCGUGCGUCUCUUCUUCGAGCCGCGGCCCGGAGACCACUGCACGACGCAUCCGCUGAGCCAGCAGGCACAGGCGGCGGCUGCGGCAGCGGCGAGGCAGAAGGUGGACGCGAACCAGCUGGGACAGGAGUAUGACUACCUGUCGAGCCACGUGGCGGACGAGGCUCGGCCGCCGGUGCCGCCAAGUAACGGGACGAGCAAAUACGCAGAGGACCAGCCUGUCGGGCCGCGCUCGAGCGUGGACGACAUGGCGCGCAGUGUGGGCCGACUCAGCAUGGGCGCCGGGCGGUCAAGCGGCGGCGGGCAGCGCAACUCGGGACAGUCGGGCACGGACUCGCGCAGCAGUGGGGCAGCGCGCUCGGCCGGCGGCGGCGCAGCGUCACAUCUGCAGCCGCACGGCUCCAUGUCGCGCAAGCACUCGGGCACCACUGUCGACUCGCAAGGCUCGGGCACUUCUGCACAUGCGCAGCAGGCACCGCCGGCGCCGCAAGCAGGCGCGCCGCCGUUCAUCAAGAUCAAGAUCUUCCACCGCGCCAACGACGACCUCGUGGCGAUCCGCGUGCCGCCAAACGUGACGCACGCGGCGCUGCUGGAGAAGGUGCGCGAGCGCCUCGGCUCUGACCUGGCCAUUCUGCGCUACCGCGAGCAGGCGCCAGAGCCGGGCGCCAGUGGCCUCAUGCGCCUCAGCGACGACGAGGAUCUGCGCGAGUGGCUCGCCAGCGGCGCCAAGCUCGUCCUGUACGCCGAUGUGCGAUAGCCGCCGUCGCCCGCUGCAGAUGUCCCUCGCAUUCUCUCUCUGCGCGUGCCGCAUGCAUGGCCGCCGCCCUUCUCGAGUCUUCCUCGUCGCUGUGCUAGACCUCUCAUACCUCGUGCGCUCCUUCCAUUGCUGCUCCAUCUGCCGGCGUCACAAGUGCCUCAUGCCUCUCUCCCCAUGGACCCCUUUUUUCUCUUCUUCCCUUGGGCCUGCUCCACUUCUUCGUCUUCUCAUCCCUCUUCUAUUCCGUCUCACGGCUCUUCUACCC